AUGUUGUACAUGAACUGCGUGUGUGUUCUGAAAGCUUGCUUCAGAAAAGUAAACGAAAAUCUUGAACAAAUAGACAAAUCUCUGACAAAAGAUAUAGAUUAUACGGAAACACAAUGGGUGGAAAAAAGUCCACGCGACGUACAAAGGAAUACCAUGUUGUUAAUGAAGGUGAAAAGCUUGGAGGAGAAACACUUGCGUCUCAGCGACGUUGUUCAAUUAUUAAAUAAAACGUUUCUCAUACAUAUUAUCACCUUGUCAAUUUUGACGUUCGUCAACGUCACUUUCAAUCUGUACUAUUACAUUCUAUGGAUAAAUAAUGGUUUACCAUCGGAUUUGGCAAAACAAAUAUGGUAUUUUCAAUUCCUCACAAGUGUGUUCUACUUCAUGAUCAAAUUCAUGAUGUCGAUUUGGGCCUGUGAAACCGCGAAAAAUCAGGCGCUAGCAAUUGGUAUCACCGUUCAUAAUGCUCUCAGCAAUGCUAAUGAUACGUUGGUGCAACACGAGUUGACGCUAUUUUCUCUUCAAAUAUUGCAACAAGACAAUACAUUCUCUGCAAGAGUGGUCACAAUGAACGCAGCACUUCUUAUGCAGAUCAUGGGAGGUGUUGUGAUGUAUCUUUUGAUAUUAUUCCAAUUUUUGCUCAACGCCAUAGCUUGUAAAGAUCCGGAUUGA
This is a messenger RNA of Colletes gigas, 672 nucleotides long. RefSeq lists its product as uncharacterized. Gene Ontology annotation, biological process: sensory perception of taste. Bases 1 to 672 code for a protein of 223 amino acids. NCBI's taxonomy places the organism in Eukaryota, Metazoa, Arthropoda, Insecta, Hymenoptera, Colletidae. The record is from RefSeq and is a predicted model, not a curated record. The transcript has 3 exons. Gene Ontology annotation, cellular component: dendrite; membrane; axon.